Messenger RNA from Ipomoea nil (Japanese morning glory), 2010 nucleotides. Its product is annotated as protein TIC 62, chloroplastic. The record is from RefSeq and is a predicted model, not a curated record. NCBI's taxonomy places the organism in Eukaryota, Viridiplantae, Streptophyta, Magnoliopsida, Solanales, Convolvulaceae. The transcript is spliced from 14 exons. Bases 160 to 1749 code for a protein of 529 amino acids.
GGUGGUGCUACGUGUACACAGCAGAUAUGCUGUCUGUGGAUACCAUCUUUCUUCCUCCACUCUUGUCUGCCAGCCCAACAGCUAAAAUCAGAAAAUCAAAAUCCUAUUCAUUUUCCCCACUGAUCAUUCCUUCACUUCUCGCCUCGAUCAAUAACGUGAAUGGAACUCUACAGCCUGCAGUCAAUCGCGGUAACUAAAAUCCCUCGGAGAGGGUUCGCCGAGAAGCCAUUCUUGUGUGGCCAAACCGUGAAGCCACUGCCCUGCAACAGCGUUAAGAGAUGCUCAGAUUCCAGAAAGCUUAAAUUUCUUGAUUUCAGAGCUCAGGCUUCAGGAACCACAAAGUUCAGCUCAGUGGCACCUGAAUCCAAAGAUGUCAACUUGAAAGAUGGGAAUGUUGUUUUUGUUGCUGGGGCGACUGGUAGGGUUGGCUCAAGAACGGUGAGGGAGCUUCUGAAGUUAGGCUUCCAAGUUAGAGCUGGUGUUAGGAGUGCCCAAAGAGCUGAGCCUCUUGUGAAAAGUGUGAAGCAAAUGAAGCUUGAUAAUGCGGCUGAUGGAGGGGCUUCACCUAUAGAGAGGCUUGAAAUUGUGGAGUGUGACUUGGAGAAAAGCAACAUUGUGCCUGCUUUGGGCAAUGCAUCAACUGUUAUAUGCUGCAUCGGUGCCAGUGAGAAGGAGGUAUUUGACAUUACUGGACCGUAUCGAAUUGACUAUCAGGCCACAAAGAACCUUAUUGAUGCAGCAACCACUGCAAAAGUCGGGCACUUCAUUUUGCUCACGUCUUUGGGAACAAACAAGUUUGGGUUUCCUGCAGCUAUUCUGAAUUUGUUUUGGGGAGUCCUGUGUUGGAAAAGGAGAGCAGAAGAAGCACUUCUUGCCAGUGGCCUUCCUCAUACUAUCGUGAGACCUGGAGGAAUGGAGCGACCGACUGAUACAUACAAGGAAACUCACAAUAUCACUCUUUCUCGGGAAGACACUUUGUUUGGUGGGCAAGUGUCAAACCUUCAGGUCGCGGAGCUCAUGGCGUUUAUGGUGAAAAAUCCAACCGUGUCGUACUACAAAGUGGUGGAAGUAAUUGCAGAGACGACAGCGCCAUUAACCCCGUUGGGCGACCUUCUCACAAGGAUACCAUCCAAACAAAAGGUUUCCCCAGCCAAGGAUCCAGGUAGCGCAACUCAGCCCGCUGUUUCAGCUGUCACGAUCCCUAAAAUCACAAGCACCCCCACGGAGAAAGAAUCUACCCCGGCAACUGCAAUAGAAGCAAAACCUCUCUCUCCAUAUACAGCUUAUGCUGAUCUUAAACCGCCCACGUCCCCAACUCCGAGUCCUCCAAGUGGUGGUAAAAUUGUUGAUAAGGUCUCAUUGCCUGCUGAAGCUAUUGAUCCCAAUUUGGCCAAAGUAGAAGUGCAGAAAACAAGCCCGUUGUCUCCCUACACUGCCUAUGAAGAUUUGAAGCCUCCUACCUCCCCGACUCCAACUCAGAGUCGUUCCAAAGCUGAAGUGCAACUUAAUGUGCCAACGAAUGGUCCUCCCACUAUUGCUCCUUCUCGCCAUUCCCCCUACCUCGUAUACGAUGACCUCAAGCCUCCUACUUCACCUUCACCGAGCACACCAACAGUGUCUCCAGUUGCAGAAAAACCCGAGGGGACAUUACAUGUCAAUACAUCGAAAGAAAGACCCCUCUCACCUUAUACUGCGUACGAGGACUUGAAGCCUCCAACUUCUCCUUCGCCAUCAUCUCCGAAGCUAUGAAGCUGAAGACAUUUCAAUGGUUUUCACCAUAAGACUUGAGAGUUUUCAGAGGCUGAGGCCAUGAACUUCCUGUAAUUGUUUCAUAUAAUUACCAUAGCAGAGCAAGUAAAUGUAGUCAAUGCAUCGGCUCAUGCACAACUGGAGUGUAUAUUUCUGCAUUUUUAUGUAUUCCCAUUUUUUGGAUGUAAUAUAAUUCAGUUGUUGUAAUGUACUAAUGUGGAUCCUCAUGUCAUUCUUGAUUAAACCCACAGAUUUGCAGCA